GUCGCCAUUUUGGUCCUUUUCUUGUUUUCACACGUGGUGACAACCUCGGUCUUAAGCCGCAUUGUCGAUUUUGACUGUUUCAUCAUGAAGAAGCCAAAAGCUCCAAAGCCUUUAAGUAUUUUUGAGAAGGUGCUGGUUACUCGUGAGUAUUCCAUAAACCUUCAUAAAAAGACCUACAAGGUUGGGCUAAAAAAGAAAGCGCCAAGGGCAAUCAAAUCUAUUCGUGAGUUUGCCCAGAAGGUGAUGGGUACAUCCGAUGUGCGCAUCGAUACCCGACUCAACAAGCACAUUUGGCACAGGGGAAUCCGCUCACCUCCGUUUCGCGUGCGCGUUCGUCUAUCAAGGAAGCGCAACGACGAUGACGACACCGAGGAAAAGCUAUACACACUGGUAACGUUGGUCCCUGUUGACUCAUUCAAAGGACUAACUACAACCGUUGUAGAAGGCGCCGAGUAAAUUCGUUACGCCGGAACCUAGCCGAGCAACCAAUAAAUACUUGUCAAGCCUUAAUCGAAUCGGAAA
This is a messenger RNA of Varroa destructor (honeybee mite), 522 nucleotides long. RefSeq names its product ribosomal protein L31 (gene RpL31). Gene Ontology annotation, biological process: cytoplasmic translation. Gene Ontology annotation, molecular function: structural constituent of ribosome. Gene Ontology annotation, cellular component: cytosolic large ribosomal subunit; ribosome. Lineage: Eukaryota; Metazoa; Arthropoda; Arachnida; Mesostigmata; Varroidae. The record is from RefSeq and is a predicted model, not a curated record.